Messenger RNA from Anolis sagrei ordinatus, 4465 nucleotides. It is a transcript of the gene CPT1A, whose product is annotated as carnitine palmitoyltransferase 1A. Gene Ontology annotation, cellular component: mitochondrion. Gene Ontology annotation, molecular function: carnitine O-palmitoyltransferase activity. Gene Ontology annotation, biological process: carnitine metabolic process; fatty acid metabolic process. The record is from RefSeq and is a predicted model, not a curated record. NCBI's taxonomy places the organism in Eukaryota, Metazoa, Chordata, Lepidosauria, Squamata, Anolidae.
UCUGGGCCCCUCCCCUUGCACUUGGCCAGGCGUCCAAUCCAGACCCAGCCGGUAACGACGGCGGCGGCGGUGCUGCUGCUGCUGCUUCUGCGUGGAGCUGCACUGCGCCGGGGCUCCCCUUCCCUGCCUCUCCUCCUCCUCCUCCUCCUCCGCCUGGACAGCCAUAUAUUCUAACCAUGGCGGAAGCUCAUCAAGCAGUGGCGUUUCAGUUUACUGUAACCCCAGAUGGAAUAGACCUUCGCAUGAGCCAUGAGGCCCUCAGGCAGAUCUACCUGUCUGGUCUAUACUCAUGGAAGAAGAAGUUCAUCAGAUUCAAGAAUGGCAUAAUCACAGGAGUCUAUCCUGCAAGCCCAUCCAGUUGGUUGAUUGUAGUAGUAGGAGUUAUGUCAACAAUGUAUGCCAAAAUAGAUCCUUCAUUAGGAUUGAUAGCUAAAAUCAACCGGACCCUUGACGUAACGGGCUAUAUGUCCAACCAAACACAGAAUAUUGUCAGUGGGGUUCUUUUUGGAACAGGGCUCUGGGUUGCCCUUAUUUUCUCAAUGCGCUACACACUAAAGAUGCUGCUUUCCUACCAUGGCUGGAUGUUUGCUGAACACGGCAAACUUUCUACAGGAACCAAGAUAUGGAUGACACUGGUGAAGCUUUUCUCUGGUCGUAAGCCAAUGCUGUACAGUUUCCAGACAUCCCUGCCACGUCUUCCUGUUCCAUCUGUUAAAGAUACAGUAAAUAGGUAUUUAGAAUCAGUUCAUCCACUUAUGAAUGAUGAACAGUUUAAAAGAAUGGAAGCUCUUGGCAAAGAUUUUGCAAUUAAUUUGGGACCAAAGCUACAAUGGUACUUGAAAUUGAAGUCCUGGUGGGCUGCAAACUAUGUUAGCGAUUGGUGGGAAGAAUAUAUUUACCUUCGAGGCCGUGGGCCUAUUAUGGUAAACAGCAAUUACUUUGCAAUGGACUUUCUGUAUUUUACACCCACCUCUGUGCAGGCAGCUAGAGCUGGAAAUGCUAUCCAUGCCAUCCUCCUAUAUAGAAGAAAACUGGACAGGCAGCAGAUUCAACCAAUUCUUCUGAUGGGAUCCACUGUUCCACUCUGCUCAGCUCAAUGGGAGAGGAUGUUUAAUACCUCCCGUAUUCCAGGAGAGGAAACAGACACUAUCCAGCACAUAAAAGACAGCAAACACAUCAUUGUGUACCAUAAAGGGUGCUUUUACAAAGUAUGGCUGUACUAUGAUGGCAGACUGCUAAAACCCCGGGAGAUUGAACAGCAGAUGCAGUGGAUUCUCGAUGAUAAAUCAAAGCCCCAGCCAGGUGAAGAGAAGUUAGCUGCUCUUACUGCAGGAGACAGAGUUCCAUGGGCUAAAGCUCGCCAAACUUACUUUGCACGUGGAAAAAACAAGCAGUCUUUGGAUGCUAUUGAAAAGGCCGCUUUCUUUGUGACUCUGGAUGACACUGCUCAGGGUUAUAGGGAAGAGGAUCCAGUGGCAACAAUGGACACGUAUGCAAAGUCACUUCUGCAUGGCAAAUGCUAUGACAGGUGGUUUGACAAAUCAUUCACCCUUAUAGUGUUCAAGAAUGGCAAAAUGGGCCUGAAUACUGAACAUUCAUGGGCGGAUGCUCCUAUUGUAGGACAUCUUUGGGAGAAUGUCAUGUUUUCUGACUGCCUUGAGCUGGGCUACACAGAAGAUGGGCAUUGCAAAGGAGAAUCCUCUUCUGGUAUCCUUAUGCCUAGCAGACUACAAUGGGAAAUCCCUGAAGAAUGUCAAGAAGUAAUUGAGAGAUCCCUGGCUGUUGCAAGGCCUCUAGCAGAUGAUGUGGAUUUUCAUUCAUUUCCUUUCGACACAUUUGGGAAGGGAUUAAUGAAGAAAGCAAAAACUAGUCCUGAUGCAUUUGUGCAACUCGCCUUACAGCUUGCUCACUAUCGGGACAUGGGUAAAUUUUGCUUAACUUAUGAAGCAUCUAUGACACGCCUGUUCAAAGAAGGUAGAACAGAAACAGUUCGUUCAUGUACCACACAGUCAUGCAAAUUUGUGCAAGCUAUGGAUGACCCAUCUGAAACUCUUGAAAAGAAGGUUGCACUAUUCAAAGCUGCUGCUACUCAUCAUCAGCUCCUGUAUCGACUUGCCAUGACUGGUAAUGGCAUUGAUCGCCACCUUUUCUGCCUUUAUGUAGUAUCAAAGUACCUUGCAGUUGAAUCACCGUUCCUUAAGGAAGUUUUGUCAGAGCCCUGGAGGCUUUCAACGAGUCAAACACCACAACAGCACAUUGAUCUGAACAAGAAUCCUGGGAUGGAAUCCAGUGGUGGAGGAUUUGGCCCUGUUGCUGAUGAUGGUUAUGGUGUGUCUUAUAUAAUUGUGGGUGAUAAUCUCAUAAAUUUCCAUGUAUCCAGCAAAUACUCUUGUCCUGAAACAAACUCCCAUCGCUUUGGGAAAAACAUCAAACAAGCAUUGUGUGACAUUCGUGAUAUGUUUGGUAUUGGCAAAAACUCUACCAAGUGAUUCCUUAACAGCUGGUAAAUUAGUCCUGUGUUGGGCAUGAGAACUCUUCUGAUCAAUGACUGAAAAGAAGCCACGCCAAGCAGCAGUCCAUUCCAGGGUAUUGAAGCAAGAUUACUUGUGAGAGAUGCCAGAAUCCAUCAUUGUACAUGUUCAGAAGAGUUUUCUUUUCCACAUGAGAUGACUUGCAUUCUCUCGGUAUUUGUAAGAAAGCUGCAAGGUGACAACAAUUACUUGAGGCUUUUCUUAAUUUGUUGUACAUUUGAUCAUUUCUUACUUUAAAAUAUGUCUACUUGUAUUCUGUUAAUGAAGGGAUGAAAAAUGUGGAUUCCAGUUUUAUGUCAACAAGAAAUCUGAACUAUAUCAGUAGCAAAGCAUCUGUUAAUAUAUUUGCUGCUUUUUAUCAGUAAGUGACAAUUUGGGCAUUCACCUUAAAUCGGAGUGUCACUAAUUGAAGCAUAAACACACAUUGGACAAACCUAUUGCAAUGUGCUAAGAGAGAAAGGGUUGUGCUGCUUGAAACAAAGCCUAUAUUGCCAUAGGUCAGUGGUAAAAUUAUUGUGCCUCAACAAUGACAGUUAAGAAACACAUUUUAUUUACAUUAACGUACUAAAUUAUCUCUGAAAGUUUGGAAAGCAAAAUAGCUACAGAAUUCACGGUCAUAUUUUUUUUUUUUGGCAUAAUAAAACUUGGAAAAUGUGAGCACAUUCUAAACAGUGUUGUAUACAAUGUUCCAUGAAUUUCCUUUGUUGAUCUUACUGAAUAAUUUUUACACUACUUUUUAAAAUGACUGUUAUUUUUGCUUCAGUGUAGUUCACUUCAAGGUUAUCAAAUGUUGCCUGACCUCAGAUUCUUUGUCCACUAAGGAAGGCUGAUCAUUAGGUGUUAGACAAUCGACAGGUACAAGUUAUACUCAACCUAGCUGGCCUAUUGUAAGUUGUUCACCACCAUGCCUUAAGCAACUCCCAUCUCAUAUGCAAUCCUAAUAAAUAGAGGUUACUAAUAAAUAUCUUGAAUGUUUUAUGGGUACAGUGUGGAGGACCACUUCAAGAUGCUUUUCAGAAGCAGAGAACAUACAAAUCAUGAAUCACUAGAGAAUGACCAGUGGAAAUUACAGAAAAUGGAUAUGGGAGUAUAUAGCUGGCAGGAAGUUUACCAAAAAUCUUGUUACAAAAAUGUAACAAUAACAUCUUCUAGGCAGCCUAAAAAAAGCCUAACUAUAUGAUGCAGCAAUUUACAGUUACUAUUCAAAAUGUGAUGGGUAUGAGGAAGAACAUGCCACAAAUUCAGAUGUUUUACUCUAAAAUCCAGAUGCUCCAGAGCUUUUAAUAGCUGUAUGAAAUUGGGGGUGAAGAAAAGAGCUCACGUUCUAUCCUGAAGAUGCAUAAUAUGAAUAAAUUAUUUUACUCAACAUAGGCUGGAGGUAUAGAUGGGAUACAUUUCUCUGUAAAUUACAUAUCAGAGUACAACACCGCCACCCCUCACAGAGAGAAAUGGGUUGAACAUAUUAUAUAUGAUCAGGUAUGUUAAAUAAGCAAGAAAAUGAUGAAUGGAAAUGAAAUAUUGCUUGUCAUGCUGCACUCUGGAAAUAAUGCAGCAAGAGUCAGGUGUUUGGGAGCUUUUCUUGUACACACACUGUUGACCACUGACCAAUCGCUAUUAAUUUUUAAGAUGGAUUUUUUAAAAUUAAAAGCAUACUUAGGUUUGGCUCAGGUUUUAGAUGUUUCGAUGUAAUCAUAGUUAGUGUAUUAUCAAUGCAAAUUUUCAUUCUUUAAGGGAAUGUAAAUGUAUAAUUGGCUGAGGACGUAGUGGUUUUAUUGUGUCUGGAGGGUAAGUGUCAUGUAUUUUUUAUUUGGCACAUGGUAAGUUUGGUUUAUAUUCUCUUAGAAUGUCAGCUGCGUGUAAAUAAUGUUCCUUUGGUUGUAAAUCUUUAAACGCACAGUAAACAUAAGUUAGCCUUAAUAAAGAAAUUAAUAUAA